This is a messenger RNA of Durusdinium trenchii, 1470 nucleotides long. NCBI's taxonomy places the organism in Eukaryota, Dinophyceae, Suessiales, Symbiodiniaceae. The record is from the annotation of a GenBank genome assembly.
AUGAUCCGAUCCAAUGACACGAUCAAAACUCUGGGCCUCCAUGCCAAUGCGAUGACUGCGAUGGGUGUGGAGGUCAUUUGCGAAGCUUUGAAGAGCAACAAGACCUUGCUCAACAUAGAUCUUCGCCACAACAGAUGUGGCGAUCUGGGCAUUGUGGGGGAAGCGAUGGGGAUGAGCUCCGUCCGCGAGUGGGACCUCCGCAGCAUGGGCUUGGGGCCUUCAGCCUUCAAGGCCAUCGCACGCAACUGCGCGAAGCUUCAAAAACUGAACCUGGAAGACAAUGAGCCUGGCUUGGAUGGCUACAUUACUUUUGCCGACCACUUCAAGGGCACAGCGCUGGAGGAGCUCAACUUGCAGGCGCAUGUCCAAGCACCCCCGGAAGCGGCGCAACUGAGCCUCUCUCGAUGCCUCCAGAGCAAUUUGUCCUUGCGAGUCCUGCAGCUGCUUUUGCUUGGAGGCCGCACCUCCACGGAGGUGACACAAGUGCAACUGGGCGCCAUCAAGAACGGCUCGGCCCUGGAGGAGUUGAGUGCGGACACCAUGGAUGAUGACGCCGCUAGCCUGGCCGAGGUGAUAUCUUCAAGCAACCUGAAGAUCAUCCGGUGCCGUUUCCACCAGCCAGAGUCGCUACGUGAGCUUUUCACAUGCCAAAAGGGCUUGAAGGUCUUGGACCUGUCGUCCAGCCGUUUGACGGGCGCUGGCGGCGUUUGGUCGGAGCUACUGCUGCAGCCGCAGCCGGUGGCCGAAGAGCUGUGUUUGUCGAGCUGCGCGUUGAAUCAAGAUGAUGCAAUGGAAUUGGCCAAGGGCUUGGCUUCCAACGCGUGGCUUUUAAAGCUCUCCUUGCGGCGAAACAGCUUUGAGCAGCCAAGUUGGGAGGCCUUGGCGAAAGCGAUGGAAACCAACGGCACUUUGGAAGACCUGGAUUUGGUUGAAACUGGUCUGAACGAUCAAAGCUUCGCAGUAUUGGCAGGCAGCUUGAAAUUCAACAAAUCUCUCAGACGAUUGGAAUUCUCUGGCGACAUCGCAGAUGCGACCAUGCUGGCGGAGCUGCUGGCGGUGAAUGUCUCUCUGCGAGAGAUCGAAUCAGCCGGGGAUUUAUUCACCGGAAAGGGUGUCGAGAUGUUGCUGUCAUCCUUGGAAACCAAUAGCUUCCUCAGCUCCUUCACCUUGGAGCACACCCAGCCGCGGAAGUUCAAGAAGGAUAAGGCGGACUACAAGUUGUACGAGGCUUCUUUGAAGACCAUCGAAUGGCUGGUGGCACGGAAUGAGCACCCAGCAUGGGUUCUGAAUUCCAGCUUUCAGAAAGGCAAUGAGGUCCUGGUAUGCCUCAGGACUCUAGGAGGUGAAUCGGUCCUUGAGCUUCAAGUUGGAGAAGAUGAGACGGUGGCAAAGCUCAUCCGCCUGGUUUAUGAGCGUUUGGGCUAUCUCCGCCCCUUGAGGCUCAUGUUCGCUGAUGGCCGGUUCUGGUAA